Harmonia axyridis is the source of this 2736-nucleotide messenger RNA. Its product is annotated as transcriptional repressor CTCF-like. Gene Ontology annotation, biological process: regulation of transcription by RNA polymerase II. Bases 230 to 1432 code for a protein of 400 amino acids. The record is from RefSeq and is a predicted model, not a curated record. Gene Ontology annotation, molecular function: RNA polymerase II transcription regulatory region sequence-specific DNA binding; DNA-binding transcription factor activity, RNA polymerase II-specific. The transcript is spliced from 2 exons. Lineage: Eukaryota; Metazoa; Arthropoda; Insecta; Coleoptera; Coccinellidae.
AUUAUUGAUUAUCUGCUUUUUUUUUAGUAGUCCACUAGCUUUUCUUUAAUUUUUUCUAUGUAUGCAUGGACGUUCUUCCUUAUGCUCCUCUCGAGUUCUAUUGAAGAACAACACUAAUAAAUUCAUCACUUGUGUCUUGAAUUUCAAUUGAUUAUUUGAUAUUCAUCAACAGAAUUAGAUUGUUUUGAAAAUCACUGAUUCUAUUGCACUCUAGAUUCGAACAAAAAAUAUGGAGAAAAAAAGUGAAGAUAAGGUCGAGGUAGAAAAAAUGGACGUUCUACAGCAUUUAUAUCCCACAAGAGAACCAUCCCUUGAUUAUGAUGCCCUGAAUGAACCUAACAGUGGAAGUUCUGAAGGUGAAUUGAAAAUUGAAGAUGUGGACAUCGUCGAACAGUUCGUCGAUAACAAUGAAAUAUUUGAAAGAGAAUCGUAUAUUGUUAGAGUUCAAAUAAAUCAAAUAGAAGAGGAAUCUAAUACAAAGAAAGGAAAUUCAGGUUACCCUAAUUCCAGCGAUAAUGUGAUCGAAAAUAUUUUUAAGAAUGAAUGUGAGAAUGCUAAGGAGCAUGGAUGUCACUCAGGUCACUAUACGGCAACUAAUGGAAAGAACCUCAAAAGCGAUUUAAGUGAAAAGAAGCAUAGAUGCCACCUAUGUAACUAUAACUCAGAUCGAGAACACCACCUCAAAUCUCAUAUAGAUUCAAUCCAUUUAAAGAAAAAGGAUUUUAAAUGUCACUUAUGUGAUUAUUCUUCAGCUCGAAAACACCAACUCAAAAGACAUAUAGGUUACGUGCAUUCUAAUGGAAAGGAGCAUAGAUGUCACUUAUGUGAUUAUGCUUCAUCUCAGAAAGGUGAUCUCAAGAAGCAUAUAAAUUAUGUACAUUUGAAUAAUAAGGCGCAUACUUGUCACUUAUGUCACUAUGCUUCAGCUUAUAAAAACCAUCUCAAAAACCAUAUAAAUUCUGUCCAUUUGAAUAAAAAGGAGCAUAUAUGUCACUUAUGUGAUUUUUCUUCAGCAUAUAAAAGCCUACUCAGAAUCCAUAUUAAUUCUUUACAUUUGAUUAAAAAGGAGCAUAUAUGUCACUUAUGUGACUAUUCUUCAGCAUAUAAAAGCCUCCUAAAAAACCAUAUAAAUUCAAUCCAUUUGGAUAAAAAGGAGCAUAGAUGUCACUUAUGUAACUAUGCUUCAGUUCUGAAAAAUAAUCUUAAGGUUCAUAUAAAUUCCACCCAUUUGAAAAAAAAGGAGCAAAAAUGUCACUUAUGUGACUAUGCCGCAUUUUUGAAAAAUGAUCUGAAAAGGCAUAUCGAUUCCACCCAUUUGAAUAAAAAGGAUUACAGAUGUCAGGCAUGUAACUAUGCUGCAUCUCGAAAAGAUCAACUUUACAGGCAUAUGGAUUCCGUCCAUUUGAAAAAAAUUGCAUUGGUGCAACUAUAGUUAAGCUCCUAAAAACAACAUGAAAGUACAUUUAGAUUGGGUUUAUACAAUACAAUACAAUCAGUAUAUAUAGUAUAAACCUAUUAAAGAUGAACAUUUUGUUUCCCACAAAAUUUCAAAGCUUGUACGUGGUUAUUGUGAAGUCAAAGGAAUAAAACGAACCACGUCUUGGAGAAGGCCUCGAACCGUAUAUACAGUGUGGAAAAUCGCUCGGACCCAUCAAUUUCUGAUUCGAGAGGGAAUAACUUUUCCGCUCUCUUCGCAUCCCCUUAACUGCAACCUCCUAAAAAGGGUGAGUACAAGCCCUUGAUUUUUUUGAAUAGGAAUGAGGGAUGUUGCAACACCUCAUUUCGAAGAUCUUAUCGAGUACUAUCUAAUCCUCAAAUUUCGCUUCAAAAUUUCUAUCGAUGGCGAAAUGACAGGUAAAAUAGUGAAAGAGAGUUCCUACUAACUAUCUACUAAAAAUAAAUACCUUUAAAGUAUGUGUGAUACGAAUAAUAUACUGGAGAUAAAUUCCAUAUUAUCUUUUUCAUUAUUUUCCCUGUUAUUUCAUUAUCGAUGGAUAUUUUAAAGCGAAAAUUUAGGGUCAGAUAGUAUUCGAUACGAUCUUCAAAAUUAGUUAUCGCACACCCCUCAUCCUUAUUCAAUAUUUCCAUAUUUUCAUUUUAAAUCCGGAAAAUUGAGGUGUUAAGUUUUCGAUGGACUACCCUGUAGAAUCCAUUUAUUUGCAUGAGAAGAAGUGGUCAAUGUUCUUUGAAAAUUAAUCCUGUAUUUUUCAAGAAAUUCAAUAAAGAUUAAAAGUUACCCUCUGCUUUCCCCAUGCAGUGGUUUAUUGGCAGAAUGUGCAAAAAAAAACAAAAAUGUGCAUAUUUACCUGUAAAUUAUUCUUUAUAGUUUUCUAUUUCAUUGAAAAUUUUAAAUUAACCUUUGAGAUGCAACGGAUUGAUCAAUUUUCAUAUUUCUUUGCAUUGAUUUUUAUAUCUUUCAAAUUUUGAUUUUAGAAAAUUGAAAAAUGAAAAAAUAUCAAACAGAGACUAGUUAAAAUAAUAUUUUAUCAUUAUUUAUAUGAGUUCAUCGUGGUCUAGCAGUCCGAAUCAAUUAUCAAAAUCGAUAGCCACAAGAAAAAUAAAAAGAUGUUUUUCUUCAUUAUUUUUCAAUUUUAUUUUCAUUGAUUUCUCUAGUCCCCUGGGAAUGGUGUUACCGAAUUGAAUUUUGUUUUCUGAUAUGAGAGCAUUUGAUAUUUUUUCCUGACAUUUUGAUAUUUUUUUUUUGUAUACACAUAUUAGUGAAAUGAAAUGAAAAGU